Messenger RNA from Chenopodium quinoa (quinoa), 795 nucleotides. RefSeq lists its product as uncharacterized. The coding region runs from base 1 to 795 and encodes 264 amino acids. Lineage: Eukaryota; Viridiplantae; Streptophyta; Magnoliopsida; Caryophyllales; Amaranthaceae. The record is from RefSeq and is a predicted model, not a curated record. The transcript is spliced from 2 exons.
AUGGCUGCGGAGAUAAGAGCUCUAGAAGAGCAGGGUACUUGGGUUCUUGAGAAACUUCCAUCAGGGAAGAAGGCCUUGGGAAGCAAGUGGGUGUAUAUGGAGAAAGGUGAUGAGCACGGGAACUUGUUGAGAUUGAAAGCACGUUAUUUGCAGUUGAAUGUGUUGAUAUAUGUUGAUGACUUGAUUGUUGCAGGAAACAAUGAAGUAGCCUUAUCGAAAUUUAAGGCAUACUUGGGAAAAUGUUUUAAGAUGAAGGACUUGGGAGUAUUAAAAUACUUCCUAGGCCUUGAGGUUGCGAGAAGUAAGCAGGGAAUUUACAUUUGCCAACGGAAAUAUUCAUUGGAUAUUAUUUCUGAAACUGGAUUAUUGGGAGCUAAGCCUGCAGAUUUCCCGAUGGAACAAAAUCAUAAGUUAGCUCUUGCGGAAGGCAGAGUAUUAGAGGAUGUGGAAAAAUAUAGACGACUUGUUGGACGUCUAAUUUACUUGGCUAUAACUAGGCCAGAUCUAGCAUAUCCUGUUCAUAUUUUAUCUCAAUUUAUGCAGAAUCCGAGAGAACAACAUUGGGAGGCCGCGCUUCGAGUGGUGCGUUAUUUGAAGAAGAAUCCUAUCCAGGACAAGGGAUACUUCUUCGAUCGGAUAGUGAAUUGCGACUUGAAGGUUGGUGUGACUCUGAUUGGGCUACCUUUUACUAGAAGAUCUUUGAUAGGUUGGUUUAUGUUACUUGGUUUUUCACCCGUGUCUUGGAAGACCAAGAAACAACAAACUGUUUGUAAAUCAUCUGCAGAGGCGGAAUAG